AAGUGAAAUGAAGGAAAAAAUUUAGAAGUACUUUUUUUCAAGUUUUGGCAAAACAUUUCAAAAUGAGAACGUUGUAUAUAAUGUGUACGGUCGUGACCGUUUUGCAGAUUUUAGAUUUUUCUAUCAACGGAGUGUCAGCUGCAGAGGGAAUGGUCAAUGAAGAACGAACUAUACGAAAAAGGAUUAUAACAGAAACAUCAAACGACGAAACGCAAUCGGGAGUGAAGCCCCGAGCUUUGGGUGAUAAUCCAAAGAAAAAGAAAAAGUCAGUUACAUCACCACCGUCGGAAGAAGAAAAAGAAAAUGAGAACGAAAACAGACAAGAUUCACAACAGCAGCCGACCAAUCCCACGGAUGCUUUUAGAAAUCUAGGCAAAACUACAGUGGAAGAAUUCAAAAACCGAGGAACAGACAUAGUGAACGGAUCAACUGGCAUGGUGAAAAUGAUGAGUAGAAAGACGAAGGCGAUAGGAGACUUAAUGGGGAAGCAGAUGAGGAACGUGGAGGAUGUGACCAUCGAUGGUAUCCGCAUGGUUUCGGAUGCUGGAGACGGCUUGACGAGGGGGACGAGACAUGUGAUGAACAGCACCAAGGAACUCGCUAAAGAGGGAGGGAGUCAGGCAUAUGAAGGGUUGAGGGCGAUAACGGGCUUGACGAAGAGCACGACGAAAAUGGCCGGCACCGCGAUAAAUUCACCCAUGUCUAUGGCCGGUGACUGGAUCGGUGUGGGCAGAAAUGCGUUCGCCAUACCGAUGAGAUUUUCCAGGACCGCUUCCACACAGAUAAAUAAGAGACUGUUUGGAGACAACGAAAACCAGGACGACGACAAACAAGAAAAUAAGGAAGAGGAAAAUGAGGAAGAGGAAAAACCAAAACCAAAAACUAAGAGAACUAAUAAAAAAUAAUGCAAAAUAUUAAGAAUAUAAAGU
Molecule: messenger RNA, 929 nt
Organism: Sipha flava (yellow sugarcane aphid)
Lineage: Eukaryota; Metazoa; Arthropoda; Insecta; Hemiptera; Aphididae
Exons: 3
Coding region: 63-905 (280 amino acids)
Source: RefSeq, a predicted model, not a curated record